Molecule: messenger RNA, 2292 nt
Organism: Pundamilia nyererei
Lineage: Eukaryota; Metazoa; Chordata; Actinopteri; Cichliformes; Cichlidae
Product: heterogeneous nuclear ribonucleoprotein L
Exons: 14
Coding region: 63-1655 (530 amino acids)
Biological process (GO): mRNA processing
Cellular component (GO): nucleus
Molecular function (GO): RNA binding
Source: RefSeq, a predicted model, not a curated record
CUUGACUUUUCCGUCCAUUUCACUUCGUCGUCACUACCACCAUCCUUUUUAACCGGGACAACAUGGCUACUGCAGCUAACCGUUACUACAGCGAAGACGGCAGGGCAACGAAAAGACAGAAAACCGACGGAAUGGCCACGGGAUACGAAGAUCCGCACAAGACCCUUCCAUCCGUGGUGGUCCAUGUCCGGGGGCUGGUGGAUGGUGUUACAGAAGCUGACCUCGUGGAAGCCUUGCAAGAAUUUGGAGCAAUCAGCUAUGUGGUGGUGAUGCCCAAUAAGCGUCAGGCGCUGGUGGAGUACGAGGACAUGAAUGGAUCAUCCACAGCUGUGACUUAUGCUGCAGACAACCAGGUAUACAUCGCCGGCCACCCAGCGUUCAUCAACUACUCCACCAGCCAGAAGAUAUCCAGGCCCGGAGACUCUGAUGACUCGAGAACCGUUAACAAUGUUCUUCUGUUCACUAUCAUGAACCCCAUCUACCCUAUUACAACGGACGUCCUCUACACUAUCUGCAACAACUGUGGGCCGGUCCAGAGAAUCGUUAUCUUCAGGAAAAACGGCGUCCAGGCAAUGGUUGAGUUUGACUCCGUUCAAAGUGCCCAGAGGGCCAAGGCGUCACUCAAUGGAGCAGAUAUCUACUCUGGCUGCUGCACCCUGAAGAUCGAGUAUGCAAAGCCAACUCGUUUGAAUGUGUUCAAGAAUGACCAGGACACUUGGGACUACACAAACCCCAAUCUGGGAGGCCCAGAUGGUGAUGCAGAUGGCAAUGGGAGCAAUGCAGACGAUGUGAAUGCCAACCCUAACAAGCGCCAGAGACAGCCUGCUCUGCUGGGCGAUCACCCUCCAGAGUACGGAGGCGGUUACCAUGGUUACGAUGAAAGCUACGGAUCCCCGCCCUACGAAGGUCGCCGUAUGGGUCCACCAAUGAGAGGGCGUGGAGGGAGAAGCUAUGGUCCAGGCUACGGACCUCCUCCCCCUCCUCCUGGCGAGUACGGCGCACAUGCUGAUUCGCCGGUUGUCAUGGUGUACGGGUUGGACCCUGUCAAGAUGAACGCCGACCGCGUCUUCAACAUCUUCUGUCUCUAUGGGAACGUAGAGCGGGUGAAGUUCAUGAAGAGUAAGCCCGGAGCAGCCAUGGUGGAGAUGGGAGACUGCUACGCUGUGGACCGUGCAAUCACUCACCUCAACAACAACUUCCUGUUUGGACAGAAACUGAAUGUGUGCGUAUCCAAGCAGCAAGCCAUCGUUCCUGGUCAAUGCUACGAGCUGGAAGAUGGCACAAGCAGCUUCAAGGAAUUCCAUGGCUCCAGGAACAACCGGUUCACCUCCCCAGAACAAGCAGCUAAAAACCGCAUCCAGCACCCGAGCAACGUGCUGCACUUCUUCAACGCUCAGCCAGAAGCCACGCCGGAGAUCUUCUCUCAGAUUUGUGACGAGAUCGGUGUCAAGGCUCCUGUUAAUGUCAAAAUGUUCACAGGAAAAAGCGGAGCAGCUCCCAGUGAUCGCAGUGCUUCAGGUCUGUUAGAGUGGGAGUCGAUCAACGAUGCUAUGGAAGCUCUGGCCAUGAUAAACCACUACCAAAUGAAAAAUCCAACCGGUCCCUACCCGUACACCCUCAAACUGUGCUUCUCCACUGUUCAGCACGCCAACUGAGCGCUCUUUUGUAUCGAGGAAGCUGAAGAUUGGUCCUGCAUUCCCAUGUUCACGUGUACUUAGACCAUAACUGCUUGCGGCACACCACGGGGGAGAAACAGAUUUUCAACAGUCAUGUAUUGUAACCUCUCACAAUGCAGUUGUGAUUCUGUGUAUUUGAUAUAUUAAGCUUAACUAAUGCUAACAAGCAUUUAAACUUUUGAUAUUUAUCCCCCAGAUGUGUGGCAUCAACAUGUUUUCACCCCAGCCCCUCAAUUACUGCCGUUUUUGUUAGAAGCCUCAAGAUGUCAUUGGACGCUUAUCUUCUGACAUAACAGCUGUAUUUGUAACCCUGAGAGUGAGAACAAGUUGGCAUUAGAGUAUCAGUUUUUGUGUGUCUUCAAUAUUAAGUUGUCCUUUUUACUUUUUUUGUAUCAUACAGGAACCUGACAUAGAACAUUUAAAAGAUUGUUCUAAGCUCGGGUUGUUCAGUGGCAGUGGACAACAUGGUUUUGUAAAAGCUGUCUUUUGCAACUUUUAUCAAAUUUUUUUUUUUUUUUUUUUUGUUAUUUUAAUUUGUCUGUUUAGGUCUGCGUCUUCGUGUCUGGUGCGCAGAGAAUUUUGUUCUUACAAAAUAAAAAACAAACUUGAAUUCAAA